Messenger RNA from Arabis nemorensis, 1818 nucleotides. The record is from the annotation of a GenBank genome assembly. NCBI's taxonomy places the organism in Eukaryota, Viridiplantae, Streptophyta, Magnoliopsida, Brassicales, Brassicaceae.
AUGAGGAAUUGGUCGGUGGGAAUCUCUGUCAUGGUUCUUACAUUGAUUUUCAUCAUCCGUUAUGAACAAUCUGAUCACAAACUUCCAACGAAUCACACUGUGGAUGAUGCUUCUAUAGAAGGAGAGAGUGUUCAGGAACCUGCAAAGAAGAAGCCACAUUUCAUGACUUUGGAAGAUCUUGAUUACCUGUUUUCAAACAAGAGGUUUUACGGAGAAGAAGAAGAUGAUGAGUUGAAUAAUGGAUUUCUUGUAUGGUCUCGUAUGCGUCCAUUUAUCGAAAGGCCCGAUGCUUUGCCUGAAACGGCUCAGGGGAUCGAAGAAGCUACAUUGGCAAUGAAAGAUUUGGUUUUUCUGAUCUAUAAAGAGAAAAGAGCUUCCUCUUCUGAUAUGGUCUCUAAAGAAAUUAGAAGAAACUGUCCGGGUUUUGUCGCUGCAUUUGAUGGGGAUUUGUCUGGUUUAAGGCCUGUACUUGAGCUUCCUUGUGGUUUGAUUGAAGGUUCUUCAAUAACUUUGGUUGGUAUUCCUGAUGUACAUUCUAGAAGCUUCCAAGUUCAGCUCGUUGGCUCGGGAGAAGCCCGUCGUCCAAUCAUCUUAUGUUACAAUGUGAAUUUUUCUAAGCCAUUUUUAGUGCAAAAUACAUGGACUGAAAAGCUUGGGUGGGGUAAUGAAGUGCGGUGCCCAUUGCAUGGACUGGUUAAGAAUCAAAUAGUUGAUGAUCUUCCUCUCUGCAACGAACAGACCGAUAGAAUCGUUUUGGAAGAGAGUUCCAACGAAGAUGCAGUGAUGGAUUUGGUUAUUGGAAAUGCUGAUUUUCCAUUUCUCAAAGGGAGUCCCUUCACUGCCACAUUGUGGACUGGCUUAGAAGGUUUUCAUAUGACGGUUAAUGGACGUCAUGAGACUUCAUUUGCUUACAAGGAGAAGCUCGGGCCGUGGUUAGUUAGUGCUGUCAAAGUCUCAGGUGGUCUGAAAUUGUUAUCUGCCUCAGCCACAAGACUGCCCGUUACCGAUGAUCAUGCUUUUUUACCCAUAGAAGAGAAACUUAAAGCUCCACCUCUUUCCGGAACAAGAAUAGCAUUGUUGGUGGGUGUUUUCUCCACUGGAAAUAAUUUUAAGCGCCGUAUGGCAUUGAGAAGAACUUGGAUGCAAUAUGAGGCAGUAAGAUCUCGCAAAGUCGCUGUUCGAUUUAUCAUUGGCCUUCACACCAAUGUAAAAGUCAAUUUAGAGAUGUGGAGAGAAGCUAAGGCAUAUGGAGACAUUCAGUUUAUGCCUUUUGUUGACUACUAUGGUCUACUUAGCCUGAAAACAGUCGCGCUUUGCAUUCUCGGGACAAAAGUCAUUCCAGCAAAAUACAUAAUGAAGACUGAUGAUGAUGCGUUUGUUCGGAUCGAUGAACUGCUAUCGAGUCUACAAGAAAAACCGUCUAAUGCCCUUUUGUACGGUUUGAUAUCAUUUGAUUCAUCACCUGACCGUGAACAAGGCAGCAAAUGGUACAUUCGUAAAGAGGAGUGGCCUCUAGAUUCAUAUCCUCCAUGGGCACAUGGCCCUGGCUACAUCAUCUCUCAUGAUAUUGCGAAAUUUGUGGUGAAGAGUCACCGUCAAAGAGAUCUUAGACUUUUCAAACUCGAAGAUGUUGCGAUGGGGAUGUGGAUUCAACAGUACAACCAUAUAGUAGAAAGAGUGACGUACAUCAAUGACAAAAGAUUUCAUAACAGUGGGUGUAAAUCAAAUUACAUUCUUGUUCAUUACCAAACUCCUAGACUUAUUUUAUGCCUUUGGGAGAAGCUGCAAAAAGAGAGCCAAAUUGUUUGCUGCCAAUAG